Molecule: messenger RNA, 450 nt
Organism: Selaginella moellendorffii
Lineage: Eukaryota; Viridiplantae; Streptophyta; Lycopodiopsida; Selaginellales; Selaginellaceae
Product: cysteine-rich and transmembrane domain-containing protein WIH2-like
Exons: 3
Coding region: 84-329 (81 amino acids)
Source: RefSeq, a predicted model, not a curated record
GAAAUAUCAUUCCGCGUUUAUGGCCUCCUUUAUAACGGGUACACGCACCACGAUCGAAAGCAAAACGAACGAGUCAGGAGAGGAUGAGCUACUACGAUCAGAAGCCGCCAGUGCAAGCGCCGCCGCCGCAAGGCUAUGGUCAAGCGUAUCCUCCGCAAGGCUAUCCUCCCCAGGGAUGUCCUCCGCAAGGCUAUCCUCCAGCGGGCUAUCCAGUCCAACAGCCGGGAUAUAAGCAGGAGGAGAAUCAUCAGAACAACAAAGGCCCGUCGUUCAUCCAGGGAUGUUUGGGGGCCUUGUGUUGCUGUUGUUUGCUAGGCGCUUGCUUCUAGCGCCCAAGACGACGAUGUAGCUUAGAUUUAUAUACAACCGCCAUGGUGUUUUUGAUAGAUCAAACUCCCUGUGGGAAAAUACGUUGGUUCUAGCCAUUGGUUGGCUUGAACUUUUCUUCCA